Messenger RNA from Tigriopus californicus, 4124 nucleotides. RefSeq lists its product as uncharacterized. The record is from RefSeq and is a predicted model, not a curated record. The coding region runs from base 2026 to 3987 and encodes 653 amino acids. Lineage: Eukaryota; Metazoa; Arthropoda; Copepoda; Harpacticoida; Harpacticidae. The transcript is spliced from 2 exons.
CCGGAAUGUUUCACCUUAUCAUAUGAGUAGCAAAUUUAAGCUCAAUUGCUUGCCAUUCCCACAGAGUAGUUUAAUACAAGAUGUAAGGCUUUGGAUGUGGUUCAUCCAUCUCGGGAUUGUUGUUGAGAAUUGCUAUGUCAUAUAAACAGGAGUAACGAUUGAAUAGCAAAGGGGAUUCCAAUUUUGCAUCAUCCUCAAUUUCGUGGAACAGAAAGCCCUCACCCGUAAGACCUUUGACACAUUUACCAAUAUGCCACGCCUAUUUCUCGAUGUGCAAUAAACCAAGCCAAAGAGAGACCCAUGACGAAGAAUGCCCACGUCUACUUCCUCUACCGAGUUUUGCCAUCCUUCCCUACCGUCCCAUUCCACUGUAGUCGGAUAGAAGGACGAACAAAUCCUCCUCCUAGAGACCUUCUCCUCUCCAUCCAAGUCAAGGGGGGAGAGGACGGACGUAUGGCCUCCGAAGUUGUACACUCCGAGUGCCAGAGCCAACAAAUGCGGUGGACGAGAGAGCGCAGAAAGUCCUCUUGUAUACGAAAGCUCGUCCUUUGGUGCAAGGUUGUUCCUUCGUCUUCUUUUCAACUUUUAGUUCUCCUUCUCCGACGGUUGCGCUUCUACCAUCCCGGGUAGAAAAUCUUUGGAACAGUGGUCCCCAUAUCUUCUAAUGCACUGCGGCCACUAGAGGCUGUUUUCCUCGACACCCUUACUGAACAUUCGUUGCGAGAACGUGUAAGGGCCAACACGUCUUGGAAGUCCCCCCAGAAUUUGUGCCACGACAGACAGCGAAGGAACGAAGGAACACGUUGGGCCGCUCCUUCAUUGAAGGAAGAGGAAGAACAACAACACAAAAAAUCCUCCUUGCGAAAGAGACCCUUCUUCCACAAGCCAAGAACAAUAUCUCUGGUAACAUCAGUGGCUUCGUCUUUUCCAAGGGUGCUUCCAACGAAACUGUGUUGUAUGCAUUGGUAUUAGAGCUCGCACAUAGUCGCAUAGUCGAGUCUCGUGGUCCCUUUCACUUACACAAUCGACACCAUUGUGGACCGACCGGCGGACGAACGGACCGGAGAACGAAUUACUGGAAUAUUCAGAUCACGAUCUGGAAUCUCCUGUCCUGACUACACUUCCUUGGGCACCGAGAAUGGUCAAUUGAAUCAGUGAUUCAGCAUUGCUUGGAAAGUCAUUGUUGUCUCAAGAGGUGACCGAGUUCCUACGUACCUUAUUCCUUCGACAACACAAGACUCCCUAUCGGAACGAGCUUGGGCUGGUCGAGGUCGAUGAGUGCUCGCCUUUUGUUGGAAGUGGAAUUAAGCAAACAUGGUCCUUGAGGCGAAAAAAACUCGUCCAUGAUGGUGACAACAACAGUGGUCCCAUUCUCCUGGCUUUACUUAAGCGUCAUCUUCGGGUCUUGGAAAAGUUUGAUGGAACAGCCAUGAGUGGUUGCUUGAGAGAACAGGCCUUCUUUUCCGUCUAGCUACCACUUCCUUCCUUCCUGCUCAACAGUACUGUGGUAAUCUUACAAUACUAACGGGUGUUCCUCGGCCGGAGUUAGCCAGCUCUUGGUCUGUUGGUUGGUUAGUUGCUUGGCUUGCGUGUUUCCCCAUCUAGCUUGCCUAGCCAUCAUCAGUGUCCUCAAAGAUGAAUACCCCCUCAACCACCGUUCUCCCAUGCAUAGAAGUAACAACAACAACAACAACAUCAAGACCAAGUGGAAACUACCAGAGGAACAGUACUUGCUCUGGCGUCAGCAGCACUUCAAGUUGUGGAACACCAAGACCUAAAGAACGACCGGUUUUGCUUCUCGAAGCAGCCAACCGACUACAAGUGGGACCAUAGAAGGGUCUGGCCGGUUGUUGUCUCCCCCAAGUGCACAAUUUCGAGGCAAAGGAAUGCCUGCCUGUUCCUGCUUCUUCUUGUCCUUCUCCUCGUCCUCCCUCCCCCCCUCCUCCUUCUCUUCUAUGUAUGUGAGCUGAGUAGAUCCACGGGUUGAAGGGGAGAAAACGCUUCUUCCUCUUACUUGGGUGAAAGAUGAGACUACCACGAAGGAAACUGAAACUGACAAGGGGAAAACUUGUCAAGAUGAGCCAGGAACGCCAGAAGCUCAGUUUCUUUAUUGUUAUAAUCUUUUUAGCUAUUUUUGGGAUCAUCGUCUUAGCUGAGGUAUUCCUUGUAGAAGACGUCAGGAACAGAUCUGACCUGGGCGAGUUCCAAUAUGAUGAAACGUCGUGGGAAACUCCCAAGCCCUUGUCUUUGCUCCUUGAGAGUGUGGGCUCCACGAAUCAUCAACAACAUCAUCAUCAUCGACAACAGAAAGAUCUGUACCGAAGUGGGAUCCAGUCACGGAACGCACCCAAGAAUGAGCGGUUCCAAAAAAGCCUUCAGCAACAUCAGGAGGAGAUGGAGCGUCUCAUUCGCAAUAUUUCAUCUCGGAUCCAUACCUCAAUGGCAGCAGCGGUGGCUGCUUCCAUGCCCAAAACCAAAACAGCGCUUCCAAUCAACCGUCCCUACAAUUAUUCCGCCAAUGACCCUCCUCUUGACUUGCGUUACGACUUUUCUCUGAAGAACCACACCGGAUUCGAUGCCAUUUGGCAACCAGUGGAAGGCUCGCUCCAAAAAUUUUAUGUGUACUCAGCUUACUAUGAUGCCCGGGUUGAGUCCAAACGUGUUGUCAGGAUCAUUGGUGCUACCAAAACCAAACAACCCGAACGGGUGUGGUGUCAGUUUCACUAUCGCAAUCAGAGUGGUUCCACCGUGCAUUAUCAUCCAUCUAGCAUCACCGUGAUACGUGAGAAUUGGAAUCUUAAAUACAGUGCUUGCUUCGUGCUGUGCCCGAUUCCUUCUGAAAACAAAGCUCCCGAGUCUGUGAGUGUGAUAUCCAAUGCAUCAAAGUUGAAAGGGAAUGUCACAGCCUCUAAUCAGCUUCCAGUUCACAACUUUGAAACGGGUACUGGUAGUGAGCUGCCACCCAAUAAAGAUGAGAUGGGUGUGUGUGUAAAGCCUAUUCACUUCCAUUACGACCAAGUUUUGGAAGUGGUCGAGUUCAUCGAACUGAACAGAAUCCUGGGCGUGAGCAAAUUCACAUUCUACAAUGACACCAUGUCUCCUCGAGUGAGUUGUCUCCUCCGCCAUUACGAAAGUCUCGGUGUGGUGGAAAUCCUCCCCUGGAAGCUGAACAUUCAAUCCCAGGCCGAGAUCCGAACCGAAGGUCUCUUUGCGGCUUUGAACGAUUGUCUCUAUCGGAACAUGAAUCGCUUCCAUUAUCUGAUGCUAAUAGACUUUGAUGAAUACAUUAUUCCUCAUCAGAACCGAACAUUGCCAGAUAUGCUGCAAUUCAUCAACUCCCAACGACGUGCCGGUGUCAUUACCACCAUUGGGGGUGGGGCCAGUAGUGCGGGGCUCAGUGCGAAUCGGGGCAAUACCCAUCUGAAGAUUUCCCAGAGACUCACGUCCUCGUACAGUUUUCAAAAUUCCUUCUUCUACCUCCAGUUCCCUGACGACACUGAACUGGGACUCGAAAUCUCCAGGGACCGAGUUCUUCCCCUCCGCACGUUGUUGAAAACUCGACGGAAAUCCAAAUUCAAUCCCCAGAAACAAAGAUCGAAAUAUAUUUGCAUUCCCAAGUACGUGCGAGAAGCGGGGAAUCACUUCAUUUGGGAGUUCGUCGACGGAUACAACGUGAACGUCCCUGUCCACGUGGGAUUUCUCCAUCAUUACCGGGUGUGCGAAUUCGGCGGCAACGAUUGCGUCCAUACAGACUCGAAGGUGGACAAAACCGUGGCCUACCAAUACAAAAAACAGCUUGUCAGAAAUGUCAACACUAUAUUACAGGAUUUGGCAUCAAAGUGUAAUUGGACCUUGGACGAGUGGUUGAGAUCGGCAGCUGCCAAGAACGCGUCUAUAGCAGUUGAAACCGACAAAGCAUCGAUGCCUUCCACCAAAUCUGUUCCAAGCCACGUUCGCAAACGGCAAACGUCAAGACUUACUACAUAAAAAGGCUACUAAGCUACUAAGAUUUUAAACAAGCGUGAUUUCAAGAUUCAACAGUGAUAAACCCAAUUUUCGUUUGUUUCCAAAAAAUAUAAUCCUCAAAUUCAUUUGAAAACAAAAGUCACACGAUUGGCACAUUA